AUGCUACAGGUUGCAGCCGCGUCUCCUGACGCAUUACUAGCUCUCCGGCCCACCGCGGCCGCCGUCGUCAAUCUCCUCCACCAGCCUCUAAACCUUCCCUCUCCCCGCCUUCGCCACUCCGUCUCCUUCCACCGCCACAAUAUCAGCACUUCCCACAGCAUCCCUAGAAUCGUCGUAUGCCAUGGCAAGUUGGAUGGAUCGUACGGGGCGAAGCCCGAGCCGAUGGAGAUGGGAGAAGCUUUCUUCGACGGAAUUGGGGCGAUGAUGGAAGGAGGAAUCGACGAGGAUGGCUAUUAUGAUGAUGAUGACGACGACGAGACAGAGAGCAGUAUCGAUUUGUUCCUCAGAUUGAUGCAGAGCUGGUUGAAGAAAAUAUCCAAACGUGCCAAGAGGGCUUCUCGCUCUGUACUGCCCUCUGUUCUCUCCCCGCAACUGGUUUCUUUUGCGGUUGAUGGGGUGCUGGCUUUGUCUGUACUCUUCAUCUUCAAAUCACUUCUUCAGGUGUUUUGCACCCUUGGAACCACCAUCUUUGUCGGAGUCCUGCUCGUACGGGUUGUCUGGGCAGUGGUUUCCUACCUCCAAGCAAAUGGGAACGAUGAUGGAAGAAGCUUCUCUGGUACUUCACGGGCAGCCAUGUAUGAAACAAAAAGGGUUUGUACAGAGCAUGUAUACCAGGAGAGGAAAUCUCUAGCAGAAACUUUCCUUUUACAACAGGAAAUUUAG
This is a messenger RNA of Linum trigynum, 723 nucleotides long. NCBI's taxonomy places the organism in Eukaryota, Viridiplantae, Streptophyta, Magnoliopsida, Malpighiales, Linaceae. The record is from the annotation of a GenBank genome assembly.